Molecule: messenger RNA, 3312 nt
Organism: Ogataea angusta
Lineage: Eukaryota; Fungi; Ascomycota; Pichiomycetes; Pichiales; Pichiaceae
Exons: 1
Coding region: 1-3312 (1103 amino acids)
Biological process (GO): inositol metabolic process; inositol phosphate biosynthetic process
Cellular component (GO): cytosol
Molecular function (GO): inositol hexakisphosphate kinase activity; metal ion binding; 5-diphosphoinositol pentakisphosphate 1-kinase activity
Source: RefSeq, a predicted model, not a curated record
AUGAGCUCUCUUCCUCAGCUAGGAGUAGAUUCCGACACAGAGCACGAGGAAAUAGGCACAUUACCAGAAAGAACAUACUCGAGCCAUUCAAACACUUCUGUGGACUCCAUGCAGGCCAUAGAGGAGGAAGACGAGGAAAACGAUAUGGACCCCGUGCCUUUGACUGCGCAUUCUUUGGAACAGCAUAAAAGGGCUAUUGCCACGAUUGCCCCUAUUUUAGAGGAUUUUGUUCCUGUUCUUUCCAAGUCCGAGGUGCUGAGCCCAUCGAACAACGCUCUUUCCCGUACUGUCUCGAAUAUUAGUUCGCUUAGCAUUGGCCACCAGAUGCCUCCCAACAGCCAGGGCAGUCCGCAGCACGAAACCUCAGGAGUUGGCAACUCGCCAGUGGCCUCUGACAAUGCCUUAAACUUCAGUGACGGCAGAACACUGUCGGCAACCUCAUCGAACGGCGUUUCUGCCUCGAGUUCAGGAGUCAAUUUACAGCAUAAAAACAGAACGUCAUCUAUAUCCGUCUCUGAAGUGUCGGGGCCAAAAUUGCCCAAGAUCGGAACCAUUGGUGUGUGUGCAAUGGACAACAAGGUGCUGAGUAAGCCGUGCAGACAGAUUUUGAACCGGUUAAUCGAAAAUGGCGAGUUCGACACUGUGAUUUUCGGCGACAAAGUUAUACUGGACGAAGCCAUUGAAAACUGGCCAACGUGCGAUUUUUUGAUUUCCUUCUUCUCCAGCGGGUUCCCUCUUGACAAGGCAAUCGCGUAUCAGAAACUGCGCAAGCCAUUCACCAUAAACGAUCUGGUGAUGCAGAAAGUGUUAUGGGACAGACGGUUAUGUCUCCAGAUUCUGCAGGCGGCCGGCGUCCCUACUCCGAAAAGACUGGUGAUUUCCAGAGACGGCGGACCUUUUGUGGACGAUGAGCUGAAGGCCAAACUGGAGAAGCUGGGAGUGGACACCUCAGAGGUGCCGGAGCCAGACUGGAAGAUGCUGGAUGACGACACUUUGUAUGUUGACGGCGAAACUAUUAAGAAACCGUUUGUGGAGAAGCCCGUGGAUGGUGAGGACCACAACGUGUACAUCUACUAUGCUAAGGAAAACGGUGGUGGUGGCCGCAGACUUUUCCGCAAAAUUGGCAAUAAGUCAUCUGAGUUUGAUCCUAACUUGAACAUGAUCAGAACCGAGGGAUCGUAUAUUUAUGAGAAAUUCAUCGAUACGGACAACUUCGAGGACGUCAAGGCGUACACUGUCGGCCCGAAGUUCUGCCACGCCGAAACAAGGAAGUCGCCAGUGGUGGACGGCAUUGUUCGCCGGAAUACACACGGCAAGGAGGUCAGAUACCUGACUAAGUUGUCGCAUGAGGAAAGGGAAAUUGCAAAGAAAGUGAGCCGAGCGUUCGAACAGACGAUUUGCGGGUUCGAUCUGCUGAGAACAAGCGGCAAGAGCUAUGUGAUCGACGUCAACGGCUUUUCCUUUGUGAAGGACAACGAGGGGUACUAUGAUCAGUGUGCCUCGAUUUUGAGAGAAACGUUUUUGAAGGCCAAGAGCGAGCGUCUGAAGAACUCGGCCGCUGUAACUUCAGAGGAGAAGAAACAGAAAUGGGUGUUCAAGGGCAUGAUUUCUGUGGUGAGACACGCAGACAGAACGCCGAAACAGAAGUUCAAGUACUCGUUCAGAUCGCCCAUAUUUAUAUCUCUGCUCAAGGGUUAUAAGGAGGAGGUUAUCAUUCGCGAGCUUCGAGACCUGAAGAUUGUUCUCCAGACGGUGCGUGUUGCUCAGGAGCAGCAAUUGGAGGACGAGACAAAACUGAAGCAGCUGGCCACGGCCUUGGAAAAGAAGAUGAACUUUCCAGGUACCAAAGUCCAGCUGAAGCCCUCGCUGAACGACAAGGGAGACAUUGAAAAGGUACAACUUAUCAUCAAAUGGGGCGGAGAGCCCACCCAUUCGGCCAGAUACCAGGCUUCAGACGUGGGAGAGCAGCUCCGCCAGGAUAUUCAGCUGUUGAAUAAAGACGCCCUGAAAGACGUGCAGAUCUACACUUCGUCAGAAAGGAGAGUGGUUGCGUCUGCACAGCUCUUUGCCAAAUCGUUUAUUGCGGAAAAUGAACUGCCUGAAGACUUUCUCCAGGUGCGCAAGGAUCUUCUGGACGAUUCGAACGCGGCCAAGGAUCUGAUGGACAAGGUCAAGAAGAAGCUGAAGCCUUUGCUUAGACAAGGGAAAGAGGCCCCGCCACAGUUUGCCUGGCCUCCACGGAUGCCGGAGCCGUUUGUGGUAAUCAAGCGAGUUGUUGAGCUGAUGAACCACCACCGCAAGAUCAUGGAGAAGAAUUUCGAGACCAAGGACGUCGAGAACUUCCAGAAGGAAUGGUGCUGCGGUGAGGACCCGUAUCUCUUCAGAGAGAGAUGGGACAAGCUGUUUCAGGAGUUUGUCAGUGUUGAAAAAGUGCACCCGUCGAAAAUUAGCGAGUUGUACGACACCAUGAAAUACGACGCUCUGCACAACCGCGACUUUUUGCAGAAGAUCUUCAUCAGCGAGGACCGCGAGGACACAGGCCAGCUAGGAUGUUCUCUGGUCAGACAGUAUCCGAUCAACGUGCUUGCCAUGAACAACUUCAAGGUGAACGACUCGUCGCUCGACAACUCGUCUCCAUCGAACUCGUCCAACCCGGCAGGAUCGAUCGGCUGGGUUCUUUCGUCGUCGUACAAGCCGUCGUCCCGCGACGACCACAGCUCUCCAUUCGACGACCCAAAGUACAAUCUUUUGCGGGAACUGUACAGACUGGCGAAGGUUCUAUUCGACUUCAUCUGUCCUCAGGAGUAUGGUAUUGAAGAGCACGAGAAACUGGAUAUCGGACUGCUUACGUCACUGCCGCUGGCCAGACAGAUCAUGAGCGACAUCUCGGCCAUCAAGGAGACCGACAAGGCUGCCACGCGCGUUUACUUCACCAAAGAGUCGCAUAUCUACACGCUGCUGAACAUCAUUUACGAGUCGAAGCUGCCGAUGAAAAUUGCCCGGAACGCGCUUCCGGAACUCGACUAUCUGUCGCAGAUCGUGUUUGAGCUCUACGAGUCGGAGGACAGCGUGGGCGGCAAGACGCACUCGAUCAGACUACUGUUGUCGCCGGGCUGCCACACCCAGGACCCGCUGGAUGUGCAGCUGGACGAAAAACACUACAUUUCGUGUAUCCGCCGGAUCAGUCUGACCAGACACCUGGACAUGGACUUUAUGCAGCAGAAGCUGAAGAGCCGGUUCUCCAGAGUGUCUCUGCCUAAACGGUUCACCCCUGUGAACAUCUCGAGUCCAUUGGCAGAGGCCAAGCCUUGA